AUCGUGCGGCUCAUUGUGCUGCAUCGCUUGCCAAUCGGUCGGUGGGUCUUCUUAGAUGGGCUGACCAACCACCACCUUCCUUGUCUUUGGUACUCAGAAACGAUGGCCUCCCCUGUCCUCACGAGGAGGUUGCAUGAACUGGCCACUGGAUGGUUUUUGGUGUUUUUGUUAAGAUUUCUUUCCUUUCUCUAUUUCUUCUGGGAAUAGAUGGUUUGUAAUCUCCCUUGAUGAUCUGUAUUUGGGCCUUUCGGCUCUGUUUGGGCUUUGCGCCUAAUGAAAUAUUUCAUUCCCCAAAAAAAUGAUCUAUACAUUAGUACCUAGAAACUGAACGGUUGAGAUGUGGAUAUGCGACCGAAAAGUGACUCAAACCCUAACCUCGCUCUGAAAUUUCAAAGCUAGACCUCGCCCUGGAUACGAUCUGUGUGUGUAUAUAUAUAUAAAAUUUCUAACACGUAGAAGCAUAUGGUUGUUUUUUGACCAAGUCUUCUAAUUAGCUAAUGGAAUACCUUAUCUCGACUUCAAGCUCCCCCAACUCUCUGCAGCUCCAUCUUAGAGUUGUAUUGGUACUGAUUGGAUCUUAGAGUUGAAACUACCACCAUGGGAACCCAAAGCCACCAGCUUCAUAUUGCUUUCUUUCCCUUCAUGGCUCAAGGCCACAUGAUCCCAGCCAUUCACAUGGCCAAGCUAUUUGUUUCCAGAGGUCUCGAAGCCACCAUCAUCACAACCCCUGCAGAUGCACCUUUCAUCCACAAGAAAAUUGAAAACUCAGGUACCCAGAUCCACAUUUACACAAUCAAAGUGCCUACUGUUGAGGUGGGAUUGCCAGAAAACUGUGAGAGCUUUCACUCUGCUACUUCGCCGAAAAUGCAAGCCAAGUUCUUCAAAGCCACAACUUUGCUUGGACCACAGCUUGAGCAGUUCUUGAAGCAAAAGAGACCCAAUUGCCUUGUUGCUGACAUGUUCUUUCCGUGGGCUACUGAUGUGGCAUCAAAGCUUGGGAUUCCGAUGCUCAUUUUCCAUGGAAUUAGUUACUUCGCCUUGUGCGCUACACUGUGUGUGCAUCAGUAUAAGCCUCACAACCAGGUUUCAUCUGAUUCAGAGCCUUUUGUUAUUCCUAACUUACCCGACAAGAUCGAGCUGAAUAGAAAGAAAAUUCCUGAUUUUGUUAGGGAUGGAGUUGAGAAUGAAUUUAAAAAUAUGCAUGAAGAAGCAAUGGGAGCACUAAGUAGGAGCUAUGGGGUUCUUGUUAACAGCUUUUCUGAACUUGAAUCCGCGUAUGCUGAUCAUUUUAGCAAGGUUUUGGGGAUAAGAUCUUGGCAUAUAGGCCCACUUUGGUUAGGUAAUGAGGGUGACAUUGAAGUUGAAGAUCAAAAAUGCUCUAUUGAUGUACACGAAUGCAUGAAGUGGCUUGACACAAAGAAGCCCAAUUCAGUUGUUUAUGUAUGCUUUGGGAGUUUGGCAAAUUUUGGUGAUGCUCAGCUCCUAGAAAUUGCAUUAGGUCUUGAGAGUUCAGGGUACCAUUUCAUUUGGGUUGUCAAUAAACAAAAGAAUAUUGAAGAAAACUGGUUGCCUCAAGGAUAUGAAGAGAGGAUUGAAGGGAAGGGAAUGAUUAUAAGAGGGUGGGCGCCGCAAGUGAAGAUUCUUUCACAUGAAGCAGUGGGAGGGUUUGUGACUCAUUGUGGGUGGAACUCGACACUUGAAGCAGUGUGUGCUGGUUUGCCCAUGGUGACAUGGCCUCUGUUUGCAGAGCAGUUUUACAAUGAGAAGUUGAUAACCCAAGUGCUUGGGAUCGGGGUUGGUGUUGGUGCUCAAGAAUGGACUAGAGUGGAUAGGGAGAUUGUGAAGAGUGAGAACAUAGAGAAGGCUGUGACAAAGGUGUUGGGUGAAGAAGCAGAGGAAAUGACAAGCAGAGCCAGGGGUUAUGCAAUAAUGGCAAGAAGGGCUAUUGAAGAAGGGGGUUCAUCUUACUCGGAUCUUAUUGGUUUGAUUGAAGAAUUAAGGUCUCAUGCCAUUACUAGAGGAACAAUUUGAAUUUAAAAAAUUAGAAACUGUGUAUAUAAUAUGAUUCUUAAAUUUUAUUAUGAAUUGAUGCUACCUAGAUGACAAACUGUAAUUACUGUAUAGUAGUUUUGAAAUAAUAUGUGGAAUGGAAUUGAAAGAUAUACA
This is a messenger RNA of Rosa chinensis, 2166 nucleotides long. Its product is annotated as scopoletin glucosyltransferase. Gene Ontology annotation, molecular function: UDP-glycosyltransferase activity. NCBI's taxonomy places the organism in Eukaryota, Viridiplantae, Streptophyta, Magnoliopsida, Rosales, Rosaceae. The record is from RefSeq and is a predicted model, not a curated record. The coding region runs from base 598 to 2031 and encodes 477 amino acids. The transcript has a single exon.